AUGGGGGAAAUCCAGGUUACGUUGGCUGGUGGGCAGGAUCUUGCUAAGCAGGUGGCCUGUGAGCUAAUGUCAGCGGAGAGCAAUGAGGUCUCCUGUGGCCUGGGCAAUAGGAGGUCCUGGUACUUCGACGUGACUUGCCGUGUCGUCUGUGGCCUGGCCCUGCCUUACCUCCCUGAGCAGCUGGGCACAGUGCCCACCCACUACAGUCCCUGCAGCCACGGCAUGCCCCUCUUUGGGUUUUUCACAAUGGCCGGGCCUGCCAGGAAGUGCCUUGCCUGGGAGGGAGGGAGGGAGGGCAAAGGGCCAUGUCCUUUCCUUGCCCCACCCUGCCAACAAGAGUCCCGUCACCAGGCCACCCUUUCUAUCCAGGGCUCUCGAGCGAGCCCAGAAUCCCAAGCAGCUGGAGCACUGGGGGACAUCCAGACAGAGCCCUCCCUGGACCGAGUCCUGCAGGAGCGGGAUGAAGCCAUUGCCAAGAAGCGGGCAGUGGAGGCCGAGCUGGACACAUGCAAGGCCAGGCUGCGUGCGGUGGAGGCCCAGCUGCUGGAGGUCCUGGAGGAGAAACUGAGGCUGAGGCAGGAGGUGGAGGCCUGGGAGGAGGACAUGCAGCAGAUGGUGAGGCAGCGGGUCCAGAGUCAGCUGCAGAGAGAAUCCAGGGGUGCUCUGGGCACCCCUGGGGACCCUGGUGCUGCCAGGAGCCCCUGGGCCCGACUGGGGCGUUGGUGGUGAGAACUCAUCCCAGGAUCGUGGAGAACUGUCUUUAUUCAUUAAAACCCUGGCCUGGCCACCUCCA
Messenger RNA from Sciurus carolinensis (gray squirrel), 793 nucleotides. RefSeq lists its product as uncharacterized. The transcript is spliced from 6 exons. The coding region runs from base 1 to 729 and encodes 242 amino acids. The record is from RefSeq and is a predicted model, not a curated record. NCBI's taxonomy places the organism in Eukaryota, Metazoa, Chordata, Mammalia, Rodentia, Sciuridae.